Diospyros lotus (date-plum) is the source of this 3648-nucleotide messenger RNA. RefSeq names its product 1,4-alpha-glucan-branching enzyme 3, chloroplastic/amyloplastic. NCBI's taxonomy places the organism in Eukaryota, Viridiplantae, Streptophyta, Magnoliopsida, Ericales, Ebenaceae. The record is from RefSeq and is a predicted model, not a curated record. The coding region runs from base 106 to 2808 and encodes 900 amino acids. The transcript is spliced from 21 exons. Gene Ontology annotation, cellular component: cytoplasm. Gene Ontology annotation, biological process: glycogen biosynthetic process. Gene Ontology annotation, molecular function: hydrolase activity, hydrolyzing O-glycosyl compounds; 1,4-alpha-glucan branching enzyme activity; cation binding.
UCUCCUCUCCCAGGCGCUCCGCGCUUCACUUCAAAGAAAGCACAGAAACAACAGUACCCGCCGUCGUCCUUAUCUUCAACCGCGAACGAUUUCUCUGCAUUAGAUAUGGUUUCGGUGACAAUCCCUGGUCGGAUUCCAUUUCCUCCGAGCCAUCCAUCCUUCAAAUUCCAACCGGACAACAACUGCAAAACUCACCAGAAAUUCCUCUCUCCCACCGCGAAAUGGAGAUGCUCGGCUGGCGACCAACCCCAGCCGCAGCAACAGAAGCCCCGGCGACGGUCGACGAGCAAGAAGAGCCAGCCCCAAGGCGAGAAAGGGAUCGACCCGGUUGGGUUUCUAACCAAACUCGACAUUUCCCAUAAACCCUUCGCCCUGUUCCUCCGCGAAAGGCAUAAAUUAUUGAAGAACCUGAAGGAUGAAAUUUUCAAACGAUUCCUGAAUCUCAAGGAAAUAGCUUCGGGAUUUGAAAUAUUGGGCAUGCACCGCAAUGUGCAACAUCGGGUGGACUUCAUGGAGUGGGCUCCAGGUGCUCGCUAUUGUUCACUGGUUGGUGACUUUAAUGGGUGGUCACCAACCGAGAAUUGUGCAAGGGAAGGUCAUUUUGGGCAUGAUGAUUAUGGGUACUGGUUUAUCAUUCUGGAAGAUAAACUCAGGGAUGGGGAAAAACCAGAUGACCUGUAUUUUCAGCAAUAUAACUAUGUAGACGAUUUUGAUAAAGGUGACUCUGGUGUGUCUAUUGAAGAAAUUUUAAAAAAAGCAAAUGACGACUACUGGGAACCUGGGGAGGACAGGUAUGUUAAAUCACGUUAUGAAAUUGCAGCUAAGCUAUAUGAGCAAAUAUUUGGUCCUAAUGGACCUCAAACAGAAGAAGAAUUGGAAGAAAUACCUGAUGCUGAGACAAGGUAUAGAGCAUGGAAAGAGCAGCACAAAGAUGAUCCACCUAGCAAUUUACCUCGAUAUGAUGUGAUCGAUGAUGGGAAGGAAUAUGAUAUUUUCAACAUUGUGGAUGAUCCUGUAUCACGAGAGAAAUUUUAUGCUAAAAAGCCCCCUCUUGAAUACUGGUUAGAGACCCGUAAGGGAAGGAAAGCAUGGUUAAAAAAAUAUACACCUGGUAUCCCUCAUGGCAGCAAAUAUAGGAUAUAUUUUAACACUCCGGAUGGGCCUUUGGAGCGAGUUCCUGCAUGGGCCACCUAUGUACUUCCUGAUGCUGAUGGAAAACAAGCUGUUGCUGUCCACUGGGAGCCACCUCCUGAAUGUGCAUACAAGUGGAAGCAUAAGCAUCCAGAAGUACCAAAAUCAUUGCGUAUCUAUGAAUGCCAUGUUGGGAUUAGUGCACUGGAGCCAAAAGUUGCGUCAUUCAAUGACUUCAUGGAGAAUGUCCUUCCUCAUGUCAAAGAAGCGGGUUAUAAUGCAAUCCAAUUGAUUGGACUUAUUGAGCACAAAGAUUAUUUCACUGUUGGCUAUAGAGUUUCCAAUUUAUACGCUGUUAGCAGCCGUUAUGGUACACCUGACGACUUCAAGCGGUUGGUUGAUGAAGCUCAUGGAUUAGGACUACUUGUGUUCUUAGACAUUGUCCAUUCCUACUCAGCAGCAGAUGAGAUGGUUGGAUUAUCACUUUUUGAUGGAUCAAAUGACUGCUAUUUUCAUACUGGUAAGCGAGGGCAUCACAAAUUUUGGGGAACCAGAAUGUUCAAAUAUGGAGAUAUUGAUGUGCUGCAUUUUCUUCUCUCAAAUCUGAAUUGGUGGGUGGUUGAAUAUCAUGUUGAUGGUUUCCAGUUCCAUUCACUCCCAUCAAUGAUUUAUACACACAAUGGAUUUGCUUCUUUUACUGGAGAUAUGGAAGAAUAUUGUAACCAAUAUGUUGACAAGGAUGCUUUAGCAUACCUCAUUUUGGCCAAUGAUAUACUUCAUGCUCUUCAUCCUAAUAUAGUUACAAUUGCUGAAGAUGCAACCCUUUAUCCUGGGUUAUCUGAGCCAACUUCUCAAGGAGGAUUGGGCUUCGAUUACUAUGUCAAUCUUUCUGCGCCUGAGAUGUGGUCGUGGUUACUUGAGAAUGUCCCUGACCAUGAUUGGAGCAUGAGCAAGAUUGUGAGCACAUUAGUGGGAAACAAGCAUGGUACUGAUAAAAUGCUUUUGUAUGCUGAAAAUCACAACCAGUCCAUAUCAGGGGGGCGGUCAUUUGCAGAAAUUUUACUUGGUGGAGCCGUAGAACAUGCUUCUGAUAGAAGUGAGCUUUUGCUUAGAGGGUGUUCACUCCUCAAAAUGAUCAGAUUGAUUACAUUUACAAUUGGAGGUCAUGCUUACCUCAGCUUCAUGGGAAAUGAAUUUGGGCAUCCAAAGAGGAUAGAGUUCCCAAUGGCAAGUAACAACUUCUCUUUUUCACUUGCUAACCGUCGAUGGGAUCUGUUGGCAAAUGGAGUGCACUGUGAAUUGUUUUCCUUUGAUAAGGAUAUGAUGAGCAUGGAUGAGAAGGAAAGAAUUCUUUCAAGAAGCCUUCCUAACAUUCACCAUGUGAAUGAUGCUGCUAUGGUUAUAUCUUACUUGAGAGGUCCCUUUCUUUUCAUAUUCAAUUUUCAUCCCACUACUUCUUAUGAAAGAUACAGUGUAGGUGUUGAAGAAGCUGGAGAGUAUCGAGUUAUAUUGGAUACGGAUGAAAAGAAGUAUGGUGGUCAAGCACGUGUAAACAAGGACCAAUUUAUUCAAAGAACUAUUAGUAAAAGAAUUGAUGGUCUCCGACAUUGCUUGGAAGUGUCCCUUCCUAAUAGAAGUGCUCAGGUCUACAGAUUAACCCGAAUUUUGAGAAUGUGAACUGCCAAGGUGUGCAUUCUCAAGCUUGUGAAACUAUUCGCAAUUAUUUCAAGGAACGGAGCCAGUAUCAAUGAUGUAUAGCUGGUCUAGCGUCUGCAGGCCAUAUUUUCUGUCCUUUAGAAGAUUCCAAGGGUGAAUUUUGUUGGAACUUUUGCAUGAUUCUGCACCAUCUUGCAUGAUAGAAGCGAAGAUCUUUCAAGUCAUCAUGCCCAAUUCUGAAGCUUCGCCUCAACAGCUCUGAACCGUACCAUCUUCAUGAACACGAGGGGACUGAAGGAUUACUAGUGUGUCAUCUGGUCUACCAGUGACUCGAAGAAAAAGCUCGUUUGAAAUGACAACAAAAAAAAAAAUAGAGAUUCUUGAGGACCGUACUAGGAAGAGAUCCCAACCCUUUGAAAGAGAUCUGGUGCAGAGGUGAAGAAGAAGAAUGCAGGAUGUAUUUGAUGGUUCAGGGGUGAACAAUGGGUGGGGUGCAGUGAGACUGGAAUGGUGUCUCUGAUCAUCUAAUUCCAAGAGGAUCUUCAACACUAAUAAGCUCUUGUUGUUGCUUCAACUUCAAGUUCUUCCUGCUGUGAAAUAUGGAUUGGCUCUUUUCCAAGUCAGCCUCAUUUCUGAAAUUUAGUUUUGCUGAAAUUUGUAGUUUUGUAGAGCGCCUUAUAAUUGGUAGGUUAGAAGCUUGAGUUUUGGAAACAGAUUCUUUUAACAGUGCACGGAUAAUGUUAUGUACAAGAGAGCAUGUUAGAGGCGGCCACCUUGGGCAAAUAUGAUUUGCUUGUUAUUGAUGGGUCAAUAGUGUGUUAGUUUUUGUUAUUUCAAGUCCUCUAGUUUUAGUGUUCUGCA